Molecule: messenger RNA, 460 nt
Organism: Etheostoma spectabile (orangethroat darter)
Lineage: Eukaryota; Metazoa; Chordata; Actinopteri; Perciformes; Percidae
Gene: ier3ip1
Product: immediate early response 3 interacting protein 1
Exons: 3
Coding region: 62-310 (82 amino acids)
Biological process (GO): endoplasmic reticulum to Golgi vesicle-mediated transport
Cellular component (GO): COPII-coated ER to Golgi transport vesicle; endoplasmic reticulum membrane; Golgi membrane
Source: RefSeq, a predicted model, not a curated record
CUGUUCACGGCAUCUACAUUCUGUGGGAUUGGUGCUGGACGAAGAAGAAGAAGUUGCCAGCAUGGCGUUUACGUUGUACACUCUUCUCCAGACUGCUAUUCUAUGCACGAAUGCAAUCGCUGUGUUGCAUGAAGAAAGGUUUCUAAGCAAGUUUGGCUGGGGCGUUGACCAUGGGGUUGGAGGUUUUGGGGAUGAUCCAGGAAUCAAAGCCCAGAUUCUCACCCUCAUUCGCUCGGUCAGGACUGUCAUGAGAGUGCCUUUGAUAAUAGUGAAUUCGGCCUGCAUUGUCCUGUUGUUACUGUUCGGUUGACAGCGGGACGCCGAGGGCCGGCAUGAAAAAAAUGAAGCCAGAGGACUAGACGCAUGGCAAGGAAAAACCACAAACACACCCAGUAAUAUCCGUCAUUCAGAGAGUUCUGCCUUUGCCAGUCAUCAGCAGGGUGGAGAUGUCUGCCCAUGG